Trypanosoma cruzi is the source of this 2583-nucleotide messenger RNA. Its product is annotated as trans-sialidase, putative. The record is from RefSeq and is a predicted model, not a curated record. Gene Ontology annotation, molecular function: exo-alpha-sialidase activity. The transcript has a single exon. NCBI's taxonomy places the organism in Eukaryota, Euglenozoa, Kinetoplastea, Trypanosomatida, Trypanosomatidae. The coding region runs from base 1 to 2583 and encodes 860 amino acids.
AUGAUGGUGCCACUCACUGUGAAUGGGUGGCGGUGCUUAUUCUUUCAUCCCUUUUUUAUUAUUAGCUUGUUUUUCUUCAUUUUUUUCAUUUACUUACGAAGAAAGAAAUCAAGCGCUAAACGCUACUGUGAAAUUAGAAGUCUCUGGAAGGACCAACAGCACACACACCGCCCACACACACAUAUUUAUAUGCUCUCACGUGUUGCUGCAGUGAAGGCACCCCGCACACACAACCGUCGCCGCGUGACCGGAUCCAGCGGAAGGAGGAGGGAAGGAAGAGAGAGUGAGCCGCAGAGGCCCAACAUGUCCCGGCGUGUGUUUACUUCCGCGGUGCUGCUCCUCGUCAUGAUGAUGUGCUGCGGCAGUGGUGGAGCUGCGCAAGCUGGUGAACCAUCGUCAGGUCAGGAAUCUUCACCGAGUCCAUCUUUUGCUUGGAGAGAUAAGGAAGAAGGAGAAACAGUGGAUUCGCUCUAUGCUCCCAGCCUUGUUGAGAUGAAUGGUAAACUGUUUGCCGUUGCCGAGGCGCAGUUGAAGAAGAAUGAACAUGAAAAAACCCAUUUCUUUACUGGGAUUGCCUCGGAGCUCCUUGUGUUGAGUGGUGAAAACCCAAAGGAGCUGGCUGCAGCUAAUGUGAAGACAAAGAUACUGGAGAAAUGUCCUUCCGAAGGAGGCAAAUGCCCCUCUCAGUCAGCGAAACAGAACGGUUCCCAAAGCGAAAUGAAAGUAUAUGUGAGCCGGCCAACAACAGUUGUGAAGGAAAAUGACAUUUACAUGCUUGCUGGAACCUACAUCAGGGAAAAUGUCGCUGUUUGUCAGGGUGGGGCUGACGCGGCCUCAUGGGGUCUUUUGCUGGUAAAGGGGAAUGUCAGUGAUGAACAGGACAAAGGAAUUGUUUGGGAAGAUACUGACGGUCUCCCGUGCACUUCUAUUGUGGGACGUCACGAAUCCUUGGCAGGUGAGUUUGGAAGCGGUGGAUCGGGUGUUAAGAUGGAUGACGGUACGCUUGUGUUCCCGUUGGAAGCCGUGAAGAAGGAUGGCACUGAAAGUGAAGCAAAGGAAGAAAAGAAUAAGAACGUUUCGCUGAUAUUGUACUCCUCGGAUACUGAGAAUUGGACGCUGUCGAAGGGGAUGUCUGCCUAUGGCUGCAGUGAUCCCUCCGUCGUGGAGUGGGAGAAGGGAAAACUCAUGAUGAUGACUGCGUGUGAUGAUGGCCGCCGCAGGGUGUACGAGUCCGGUGACAAGGGGGAUUCGUGGACGGAGGCACUCGGGACACUCUCGCGCGUGUGGGGCAACAACCAAAAGCGACAUGAGAAGGGCAUUAGUAGCGGGUUUAUCACAGCGAAUAUUGCUAAGAGAAACGUGAUGCUCGUUACUGUGCCGGUGUAUUCCAAGAAUGGAGAAAAAGGCGUACUUCAUCUUUGGCUGACGGACAACACGCACAUUGUUGAUAUUGGGCCGAUAUCCGGCAACGACGACGCUGCCGCCAGCUCCCUGUUGUACAGAAGUGGAGAUAAUAAGAAGGAGGAGUUGAUUGCACUGUACGAGAAGAAGAAAGGCGGUGGGGAAUCAUCACUCGGUAUGCUCUCAGUGCGUCUGACUGCGCAGCUGCAGAGGGUGAGGGAAGUGCUGGCGACGUGGAAGGAAGUGGACAAACGUGUCUCCAAGCUGUGCCCCUCUAAAAGUCUUGCGAAGAAUCCCUCAACUGGCAAUGGCUGCAGCACUGAUAAGAUCACGGAUGGGCUGGUUGGCUUUUUGUCCGGCAAAUUCUCUGGUAACACAUGGAGGGACGAGUACCUCGGGGUGGACGCCACAGUAAAGAAAGGAACGAAUGGGCUGGCAACAGGGUAUGCGGAUGGAGUGACGUUCCGGGGACCGUGGGCGGAGUGGCCCGUUGGCCGUCAGGGGCAGAAUCAGCCGUACCACUUUGCGAACUACAACUUCACUCUGGUGGCGACGGUGUCCAUCCACGGUGAGCCGAAGAGUGGCAGCGUCCCAUUGAUGGGUGUGCGUGCGGGCACUGACGGAGGAACAAAACUUAUGGAGUUGUCGUACGGCAGCGAAAAGAAGUGGCGGGCGCUGUGCUGUGACGGAACAACCGCGGAGCACAGCAGCACUUGGGAGCGAGAUAAAACGUACCAAGUGGCCAUUGUGCUACAGAACGGAAAAAAGGGCUCUGUGUACGUCGAUGGUCAGCGUGUGUGUGAGAGUGUGCAAAGUAAAUUGGAAACUACAGAAUCGAAAGGGAUCUCACACUUCUACAUUGGAGGAGAUGGAGGCAAUGCAGAGAACACUGCGGGUGACGAAGGUGUGUCUGUGACUGUGAGGAACGUCCUAUUGUACAACCGCCCGUUGACAUUUUCAGGUGGGAGUGCCGAUUUGGAAGAAGAUAUUGCGUCACCUUCUGAGGCUCCAGUGGAACAAGCGGCCUUGCAGCAGUCUCGAAAGAAAAGUGAAGAACAGCAAGUGCCGGCAGCUUUGAGCUCCCAUGCCGUUGGAGAAAUAACAGGCGACGGCGGCAUUGUGCGUGGGAGCGGACUGCUGUCAUUGCUUCUUUUGGGAUUGUGGGGGUUUGCGGCUCUGUGA